Molecule: messenger RNA, 1706 nt
Organism: Xiphophorus couchianus (Monterrey platyfish)
Lineage: Eukaryota; Metazoa; Chordata; Actinopteri; Cyprinodontiformes; Poeciliidae
Gene: coq6
Product: coenzyme Q6 monooxygenase
Exons: 12
Coding region: 161-1609 (482 amino acids)
Biological process (GO): ubiquinone biosynthetic process
Cellular component (GO): mitochondrion
Molecular function (GO): FAD binding; 4-hydroxy-3-all-trans-polyprenylbenzoate oxygenase activity
Source: RefSeq, a predicted model, not a curated record
UGUCAACACAACAUGGCUGGAUUACAGAGAGGACACAGCUGUCUUUAUUAGGACAUAUCCAAGGAGAGACUUUCUGUCUGGUUGCUCUAUGACGGCGUUCAGACUCCCGAACUGGACUCUUUACUUUUCUUUAAUGUGAAAUCAGACUGAAGAGAAAAUAAUGCACAAACUCACAAAGGCGCCACUAGCCCUAAACGGACUGGGUCGAUGUCUUAUAACAGAGAAGCACUUACCACCUGUAAAUAUCAUCAGGAGAGGAUUGGUAUGUUCAGAAAAUAGGACAGAUUGUUCUAAAACUGAGGUAUAUGACGUGAUUAUAUCCGGGGGAGGGAUGGUUGGAUCUGCAAUGGCUUGCUCCCUAGGCAUGGAUCCCAACUUGGCAGGAAAGAAGAUUCUGCUCCUAGAAGCUGGCCACAAGAAAGUAAUGGACAGAGUGCCUGACACCUACAGCACCAGAGUCAGCUCCAUCAGUCCAGGAUCAGCCACACUCCUCAGCGGUAUUGGAGCAUGGGAGCAAGUCACAAGGAUGAGAUGCAAACCCUAUAAAAGGAUGCAGGUUUGGGAUGCCUGUUCUGAUGCCCUGAUCACGUUCGAUAAAGAGGACCUGCUGGACGAGAUGGCAUACAUUGUGGAGAAUGACAUCGUUGUGGCUGCGAUCACCAGACAGCUGGAUGCAAUGCCUGAAAACGUGCAAGUUAAGUACAAGACUAAAGUUGUGAAGUACACAUGGCCAAUGCCUCAUCACGCAGCCGAGUCCAUCCCCUGGGUGAAGGUCACUUUGGCUAAUGGACAAACUCUUCAAACAAAGCUGCUGAUCGGUGCUGAUGGGCCAAAUUCAAUGGUUAGACAGAAACUGGGAAUACCCACAGUCAAGUGGAACUAUGACCAGUCUGCUGUGGUUGCAGUGCUACAUCUGUCAGAGCCCACAGAGAACAAUGUUGCAUGGCAAAGGUUUCUCCCAACUGGACCCAUUGCUAUGUUACCGCUUUCUGACACAGAGAGCUCACUGGUGUGGUCAACCAGCCAUUACCUUGCAGAGGAGCUGCUGGAGCUGGACGAGGAGAGCUUCGUCGACGCCAUCAACUCAGCCUUUUGGAGCAAUGAGAAUCAGUCAGACCUAGUUGAGACAGCCGGCGCUUUGUUCCGGGGCGCCCUGUCAGCCAUCAUGCCAUCAGCCGGCUCACCACGGCAGCUUCCACCAAGUGUGGCAGGGAUCGGCCCGAAAAGCAGAGUCAUGUUCCCGCUGGGAGUCGGUCACGCAUCAGAGUACAUCAGGCACAGAGUGGCGCUUAUCGGAGAUGCAGCACAUCGUGUCCAUCCGCUGGCAGGUCAGGGAGUCAACUUGGGUUUCGGGGAUGUGGCUUGUCUCACACAUCUCUUGAGCCAGGCAGCUUUUAAUGGGAAGGACCUGGGAGCUAUACAGCACUUGUUAGAAUAUGAGACGGAACGUCAGCGGCACAAUUUGCCCAUGAUGACUGCCAUUGACCUCAUGAAGCGUCUUUACUCCACCAACGCAGCUCCUGCGGUUCUCCUACGCACCUUCGGUCUGCAGGCCACCAACAUGCUCCCGACUCUUAAAGAGCAGAUCAUGGCAUACGCAAGCAAAUGAUGCACCUGCAGGGACAUCGUCAUCAGUCUUCUCUAAACUUUGAGCUUUAAAAGCUGUAAAGAUUCAUGUAAAAAUAAAAUAAAAGCCUCAUUAUUCA